GGAAGGAAGAAGCCACCCUUGAGAGCGGAGGCAACGGCAGCAGUGUCCACAGCACCGCUCCCCUGCCUGUCCCCACCGCCUGGACACCAUGCUUCUAGCCACAUUCAAGCUGUGUGCUGGGAGCUCCUACAGACACAUGCGCAACAUGAAGGGGCUGAGGCACCAGGCUGUGCUGGCCAUCAGCCAGGAGCUGAACCGGAGGGCACUGGGGGGCCCGACCCCCGGCGCGUGGAUUCACCAGGUUCGGCGUCGGAGUUCUCUGCUCGGUUCUCGGCUGGAAGACACCCUCUACAGCGACCAGGAGCUAGCCUAUAUCCGGCAGGGAGAGGAGGCCAUGCAGAAGGCCCUGGGUAUCCUCAGCAGCCAGGAGGGCUGGAAGGAGGAGAACCAGCAGGCGAAUGGGGACCAAGUACUGAGUAAAGUGGUCCCAGAUGUGGGCAAGGUAUUCCGGCUGGAGGUGGUGGUGGACCAGCCCAUGGAGAGGCUUUAUGAAGAGCUCGUGGAACGCAUGGAAGCAAUGGGAGAGUGGAACCCAAAUGUCAAGGAGAUCAAGGUCCUGCAGAAGAUUGGAAAAGAUACAGUCAUCACCCAUGAGCUGGCUGCAGAAGCAGCAGGAAACCUGGUGGGGCCCCGUGACUUCGUGAGCGUGCGCUGUGCCAAGCGCCGAGGCUCCACCUGUGUGUUGGCUGGCAUUGCCACACAUUUCGGGGAGAUGCCUGAGCAGAAAGGUGUCAUCAGAGGCGAGCAUGGUCCCACGUGCAUGGUGCUCCAUCCCCUGGCUCAAAGUCCCUCAAAGACCAAACUCAUCUGGCUGCUCAGCAUUGACCUCAAGGGAUGGCUGCCAAAGACCAUCAUCAACCAGGUCUUAUCACAGACCCAGGUGGAUUUUGCCAACCACCUGCGCAAGCACCUGGAGUCCAGCCCUGCUCCUGAAGCCAGGUGUUAAGGACCAGCCUGCUCCCUCCAACUGUUCCUAGCUGCACUGGCUUGCAUGCUUAUCAGGAAGAUCCCUGCUAGAAGCCUACAAGUCUGUUUAAGAUCUUCAUCUGGGGACCGUGGGAUGGGGUGGGAGUGUACUUAGAAGGACACUGGGACUCAGAUUGGUAACAUUUUAAGAGCAAGAAAAUGGGGACAAGGCUUUUAAGAGAAAGAGCUUUCUAACUUCAAUGAUUAGCUGUGAAAUGAAGGUUAAAGGCCCCCAAAUAUUUGUAAAACUUCUGGGCCCUUACACGUCUAUUUUAAAACAUCUUUAAAAUGGUACUGGCUCAUAUAGGGUGCAGAGGGUGCUAAAUACAAGGGUUGGAACCUUAUCCUUUAUGGGCUCAUGAGCUCCAUUCCCUGCAGGCAGUGUGUGUGGACAGCAGGGUCUUAUAAAAGGGACCCCAGCAACCCUCUGCCCUCUACCAAAUAGGUAGCAAGCUGCACCAAGACCAAGCAACUCCCCACAGCAGGUGCCUUCUAGAAAUGUAGUCUAAGUUUUCUUGAUUGAAAAAAAAUAGAAAACGAAUUAAUCCAGUUCUCCUACUUCUUCCAUGAGCAUCAGUCAGAAUAAAGAAUCAAAACUGACACCAAAA
Messenger RNA from Zalophus californianus (California sea lion), 1574 nucleotides. RefSeq names its product steroidogenic acute regulatory protein (gene STAR). The record is from RefSeq and is a predicted model, not a curated record. The transcript has 7 exons. NCBI's taxonomy places the organism in Eukaryota, Metazoa, Chordata, Mammalia, Carnivora, Otariidae. Gene Ontology annotation, cellular component: mitochondrion; mitochondrial intermembrane space. Bases 89 to 946 code for a protein of 285 amino acids. Gene Ontology annotation, molecular function: cholesterol binding; cholesterol transfer activity. Gene Ontology annotation, biological process: steroid biosynthetic process; regulation of steroid biosynthetic process; intracellular cholesterol transport.